AUGUUGUUCUGCGUGCGUCACUUGAAUAUGGUGGUGCAGCAAUUCGAUAUCCAUCAAACCCUCAAAUCCGAAGCGUCUGUUUCAGUCACUGCAUCUCUUUCUCUUCUUCACCCCCACAACCGCAACGCUGUUCAACUCUUCAACUUCAAAUCUCUCUCACUAUCCACACAGCAAAAAGAUGCAUCAUCUCCCUCACCACUUUUACCGCUCCACACGAGAAGCCUAAGUCCCAUUUACAACAAAACUAAAACGACGCGUUUGAUUGAAUUGUAUUUGAAUCGUGGCAAGUUUGAGCUUGCGCGCCAUGUGUUCGAGGAGAGUCUUGACAGAGAUGUUAGUGUGUGGGGUGCUAUGAUUAAUGGUUUGGCUCGUAAUGGGUUGCCAAGUGAAGCAUUGGAGUACGUAAGGUUGAUGAUAGAAGAAGGAAUAAACCCGAAUUCGGAUUUAAUGACAGUUACGACUGUUACGGAAGUUAUGACAGUUAUUCUUCAUGCCAUUGGGGAAGUUCGUGCUAGGAGGCUAGGCAAGGAGGCACAUGCUGUUGUGGUGAAGACGAAUUCAUGCUAUGAGAACUUGUUGAUUCAGUCUGCAUUGUUUGAUAUGUAUUGCAAGUGUGGGGACAUUGGCUCUGGAAGCCGAGUUUUGUAUAGUUUGAUGUUGAGAAAUGGGGGUUGUUGGACUGGUGUGAUUUCUGGUGGGAGACUUGAGAUUGCGAUGAGGUCGAAGAUUCGGUUGAAAAGGUUCCGGCCUGGUGUUGUAACGGUUGCGAGUGUUCUUCCGGUUUGUGCGCGGUUGAGGGCUCUGAAACAAGGGAAGGAGAUUCAUGCUUAUGCCUUGAGACAUUGGUUUCUGCCUCAUGUGUCUAUAGUUUCUUCGUUGAUGGUGUUGUACUCCAAGUGUGGGGUGAUUGAGUAUUCAGUUAGAUUAUUUGAUGGUAUGGAACAAAGGAAAAGGAAUGUGAUUUUGUGGACAGCCAUGGUUGAUUCGUAUGUGGAAAAUGAACUUAUGGGUGAAGCACUUGGUGUCAUGAGGUUAAUGCAGUUGACAGAGCAUAGGCCAGACACAGUUACCAUGGCAAGGAUGCUGCGUGUUUGUGGCGAACUGAAACUUGUAAAGCUUGGGAAGGAGGUUCAUGGGCAGGUUUUGAAAAGGGAUUUUGCUUCAGUUCAUUAUGUUGCUGCUGAACUUAUUGAUAUGUAUGGGACUUGUGGAGUUGUUGAUAAGGCUAAGUUGGCAUUUAAUGUGGUGCCUGUUAAAGGUUCAAUGACAUGGACUGCUCUUAUAAGGGCCUAUGGAUAUAAAGAAUGGUAUCAAGGAGCAAUUGAGCUUUUUGAUCAGAUGAUAUCAAGUGAUUUUUCUCCAAACCAGUUCACUUUUGAAGCUGUUUUAUCUAUUUGUGAUAGAGCUGGUUUUGUUGAAGAUGCUUUUAGGAUCUUCAAUUUAAUGUCAAGAUAUAAAAUUAAAGCAUCCAAGGAACACUGCACUAUAAUGAUUCGACUUCUUACCCGCUAUGGUAAACUAGAUGAGGCUCAAAGAUUUGUAGAAAUGAGUUUUUCCUUAUAGCACAGGGCCAGAGGCAAUAGGACCUUCACCUGGGCCAGGGGCAAUAGGACCUUCACCUUCGAAUGAUUUAUAGUUGCUACUAUGACAACAAAUGGUGGAAGAACUCGUUUCUUCA
Gastrolobium bilobum is the source of this 1678-nucleotide messenger RNA. Its product is annotated as pentatricopeptide repeat-containing protein At1g71460, chloroplastic-like. Gene Ontology annotation, molecular function: RNA binding; protein binding. The transcript has 2 exons. The record is from RefSeq and is a predicted model, not a curated record. Gene Ontology annotation, biological process: RNA modification. Lineage: Eukaryota; Viridiplantae; Streptophyta; Magnoliopsida; Fabales; Fabaceae. The coding region runs from base 1 to 1563 and encodes 520 amino acids.